Hypoxylon trugodes is the source of this 1125-nucleotide messenger RNA. RefSeq lists its product as uncharacterized. The record is from RefSeq and is a predicted model, not a curated record. NCBI's taxonomy places the organism in Eukaryota, Fungi, Ascomycota, Sordariomycetes, Xylariales, Hypoxylaceae. Bases 1 to 1125 code for a protein of 374 amino acids. The transcript is spliced from 2 exons.
AUGACGGAACGCAUGACAGAACGCGAGCUAGACUCGGAUUCGCAACCUCGAAAGAGAAUUUCGGUAGCAGUUUCGUCAACCGAGACCCCCUUCAGGGACCCGAAUACAUUCAAUUAUGACCUGGACGCCGCUCGGUCUUUUUGCGGCCAAGCUCGUAUUCCGCUAUCCCCCCUAAGUUCUAUAACGGAAUACCCUACCGAUGCCGUUGGAGACGUCAUAGGCACGUUACGACAGAAUCAGCACACGUACGGGAGUAGAUCUUACUAUGCCACUCUUCCAGGGUGGACGAGUAUGUACCAAGAUGAUGGUGUGGACUACGGCAUCAACUACCCCUACCCGGUAUUAAACCAAGAUUCCGCCAAUACGGUACAAGGUUGUGGGCGCUUUGGCUCAGGAAAAUCAAUAGAUGUUGACGCGGAGAGCCCUUCGGACUCUUACAAUAACUUGGUCCAUCGGCCGGCCAUCGCAAGCGAGUCAAGCAACGGGGUUUCACUAUCUGGGAUGGCAGCUUCGCUACCUAGCGCCCCUGAGCGCUUGGUUCCUUCAGAACGUCUGCUAACGCAAGCCAAUCGAACUCUAACAGGUUCUUCAAGCUAUCGUGGAGAGAAUCUACAGUCUUAUAACAACGCGAGCAAUACCAAGGCUACUCCAACAAGCUCGCUGACCGAAGCUGGCUACGGGUCCAAUUAUAAUAUAACCUACGGUGUCCUAACGACGCUUUCGUCAAGCGUCACUCACCGGCCCACCAGCCACCACGACGGUGCAUCUUACCAAACCAGUGGAAGUCAAGCGGCGUCAGAUACGCUUUACAGCGGCCAAUCGCUUCGAUCGGCCGAAGACGCUACGUCUAAUUUAAGCUACAUAUACACCAAUAAACUCGACUCAGAUCGACGAGACUCUCAGUCAAGCGGCGGGACGGCUACUACGUCCGUACUGUCCAAUGGCCACGUGUACGUGCCCGAGGGCCACCACACACAUACCCCCUCGACCCAGGGUUAUGUCCCUUCGCAUGGUAGCGCAAUGGAUGGAGCUACUACGUCUAGUCGAGGGAGUGGUAUUAGUGGAUCUUCGCAUAUGCAUACAGACGGCCACCGUAGAUCUGCGGGAAACCUCCGUGGGGGAUAA